AAAUAAAGGCCCAGACGCGGAUUUCGCUUGAUCAAAACAGCGGAGGAGCUUUUGUUCUUCUUUUCCCUAAAACACAGCAAAAUGCCCAAAGUAAAGAGGAGUCGGAAGCCGCCUCCAGACGGCUGGGAGCUCAUUGAGCCCACUUUGGACGAGCUGGAUCAGAAAAUGAGAGAAGCUGAAACAGAGCCUCACGAGGGGAAGCGAAAGGUGGAAUCCCUCUGGCCAAUUUUCCGGCUGCACCAUCAACGAAGUCGAUACAUCUACGACCUCUUCUACAAAAGGAAAGCCAUCAGCAGAGAGCUGUAUGAGUAUUGUAUAAAGGAGGGCUAUGCAGACAAGAACCUGAUCGCCAAGUGGAAGAAGCAGGGCUACGAGAACCUGUGCUGCCUGCGUUGCAUCCAAACACGAGACACCAACUUUGGAACUAACUGCAUCUGCAGAGUCCCCAAAAGCAAGCUGGAAGUUGGACGUAUUAUUGAAUGCACUCACUGUGGAUGCAGAGGAUGCUCUGGCUGAGAGCAAUUUUUUUGGACAUCCUUUUCUGUUGGACAUCGGGGCUCAACCGACCUCCCCUCAGUGUACUAUCCUAACCUUUUUAAAGCAUUUCAGUCACUGGUUUCUUCCCAAUCAUCUUCAGCUGCCUUUAUAGAGAGCAGUAUUUAGUACUGUUCUACUUUUCAACACAAGGGGGGUGCAGGGAUAAGACAUCGAGAGGGUCCAUACUGUGCUAAUUACAUUUGUUUUGUGUCUUUUUUUUUCUAUAUACCCGAGUGAAGCCCUAUCUUUUAAGAUGUUUAGAAUAGUUGUUUCUGGAUCAGGCUCGUCAUUCCAGCUGUGAAGGUCAUUUUCAAUUCUAAUACGUGUCAUUUUAUUUACAGAGUACUGGGAGGGAAAGUUUUUUUUCUUUGUACAAAACUGAAAAUGUAAUUGCUUCAAACCUGACAACUUUUUUCUUCAUUGAUGUAUGAUUUUAAAUAAAACAAUUCAGAUUUACUUGUUCUCUUUUGCU
Scomber japonicus (chub mackerel) is the source of this 1009-nucleotide messenger RNA. It is a transcript of the gene bud31, whose product is annotated as BUD31 homolog. Lineage: Eukaryota; Metazoa; Chordata; Actinopteri; Scombriformes; Scombridae. The record is from RefSeq and is a predicted model, not a curated record. The coding region runs from base 82 to 516 and encodes 144 amino acids. The transcript is spliced from 4 exons. Gene Ontology annotation, biological process: mRNA splicing, via spliceosome. Gene Ontology annotation, cellular component: nucleus; spliceosomal complex.